GGAGGGAGUCAGGCUAAGGUUCCGUGCAGUCCGAUGGCACGUCCCCUAAUGGCUAUGGGAGGCGAUGCAGGAGGGACGAAAGCUGGGCUCCAGGAAGAGACCCGAGAGGCCCCCAAAGAUAGAAAGACCUGUAGUCCUCUUAAACCCAGGAGGGACGCAGGGUGCCAGGAGCGCGGGGAGGGGAGGGGGAAAGGGCGGGGGGAGACGGGGCGGAGAGGCAGAGCGGGCCUCUAAUUGGGUGGGAGCAGGAUAACUCUGAUUGGCUCAGAGAGCUGGCUCCGGCCUUGAAUGUGCCGAAGCUGGGCCUACUAGUGCCCUUGGGGGACGGUGAGAAGAUGAGACUGAGCGUGCCCCAAGACCAGUCAUUGACCCUGUGGUUGGCAUCCGGGAAGAAAACGACUUUCUUGGGGAGCCUGAAGAUGUGAACCACACAGCUGGCAGGUGAUGGAUUCGAAACUGGCUGAAUGGUCCAAAUCCCAGAGAACUUUUUAAUAAAGUGUAAGAAAAAUUUCCUAUUUGGGAUUUUUACAUUUUGUCUUUUAUUCUGAGCCUGAGACACCGAAAAAGAGAGUAUUUCCAUGUGCCCAGCAGAAACAAAAAAUAGGAUGAGUUAUAAAAAACAUACAUGUCUCAUUCAUGUUUUUAAGUGUUUUGUAAAGCAUAAAAAAAUUUCAUGUGACUUUCACAACUCUUUGGCAUGUCUGUGCUUUAGUUUGCACUAUCUUUUUACUGUUGUUGAGCCCUCAGUCUCCUCCCUUCAUUAAAAACCAAAGGGGGGGCACCCCUUUUAUCAAAUAAACAUAGUUAAGCAAAACAUAUCCACCCGGUAGUCACCUCCAGAAAUAGAUAUCUCAUUCUGCUCUUGAAUCUGGUCAUUGAUACCAUGAUUCCUCAUAGGUCCCAUGGAAGCAUUGUGGGACAUGGCACUGAUCCAUAUGCUUGAGUCUUUGGAAGUUAUUUUUCUUUAAAUGCUGCUUCUAGAAAGUCUCCUCCAACAUCGGAUCAGAAUUCUCUGGUUCACCAUCUUAUUGUCGAUGGAGGUGGUCAGCGGAUUUUUUCUGGCUUCACUUUGCUCUCUGACUUUGGUGUUGUGUGGACUGCAGGCAGAGGAGCAAUAGAGAAUUGGGCCCAAAUGUUUAAAGAGAGAGUUCAGCCUCCGAAAGCUCCUGCCUUUGCCCAGGACAGGAGUCCAGAGGAAGUUUGUUCUUGGGAGCUGCUGACCGCCAGAGCCCAGGAUCCACUGACAUUCAGCGACGUGGCCGUGGACUUCUCAUGGGAGGAGUGGAGACACCUGAGCCCGGCCCAGAGGGCCCUGUACAGAGAUGUGAUGCUGGAGACCUACGAGAACCUGGUGUCUGUGGGACCAGAACUUCCAUUUUCCAAACCAUAUGUGAUCUCCCAAUUGGAAAGAGGAAAAGCCCCAUGGAUGCCUGAAGUAGAAGUCCCCAAAAACCCCCGGCCAGAUUCAUUUAAUCAGGAGAACAGAUGGGAGAACCAGAACUCGGCUCUGACUGAGGGCACUUGCCUGGGAGCAUCAGUCAAGGAGAGAGGACCACAGAACAAUCCCUGGUGUCCUAAUAUAGGAGAGUCUGGGACCUGUGAGGUCAAGUUAAAGAGCAAGAAGGAUCCCCAGGAUGGAGAGUUCCACCAAAUAACAGAUGCUCCAAAAAGAUCAUCAUGUCAGGGGAAUGUACUAGAAAAUAAUUCUUUGGAGAGACAUGUUAGUUUGGGACCAGUCUGUUUUGCCCAAGAAAGAGCUACUGUGGGAAAAAGUCUCUAUAAGUAUAAUAUACUUGCAAAGAGUCUGAGAAAGUUUUCAGACAAAAUUCAGUGUAAUAGAUUUUCCUCAGGGAAGAAGCUUCAUAAGUGUAACAUAGGCAGGAAAUUUUUCAUCUACCACUCAGAUGCCAUUAAAUGUCAUCUAGCUGGCGAAAAGUUCUAUGAGUGUAAUAAAUGUGGGAAAGAGUUUGACAGAAGACCAAAUCUCACCGAAUGGCAGCAAAUUCGUUCUAGAGAGAAUCCUGUUGAAUUCGAUAAAGCAAGAAAUAUUUUAGGUCAAAAGAGACACUUACUAGACAUCAGGAAAUUCCUAAUGUGAAAGUUUUUCAGUGUAAAGAAUGUGGCAAAUCCUUCAGGGAGAAGCGUUAUCUGAAAAGCCACCAGAGGACGCAUACUGGAGAGAAACCUUUUGAAUGUAACGAAUGUGGAAAAGCCUUCAGCGUCAGACAGAACCUUUCUAGACAUCAGAGAAUUCAUAUUGGCAUGAGACCUUUUCAGUGCAAUGAAUGUGGGAAAGCCUUCAGGAUGAAGGAUCAUCUUAAAAUGCAUCAGAGAACUCAUACAGGGGAGAAACCUUUUGAAUGUAAUGAAUGUGAGAAAGCCUUCAGUCAUAGGGGAAGCCUUAGCAGACAUAAGAGAAUUCAUACUGCAGUGAAAUCUUUUGAAUGUAUUGAAAGGGGAAAAGCCAUCAAUGGCAGGCUGGAUGUUAAUAGCUAUCAAAGAAUUCAUACGAGAGUGUAACUCUUAAAAGGUAAUGAAUAUAGGAAAACCUUCAGGUUAAAGCAUUACCUUAAAAGCAAUCAGGGAAAUCCUGCAGGAAAAUGCUUUGAAUACAGUAAAUGUAAAAAAAAAAAAAAAAAUAGCUCAAUAAGAGGCAGGUUCUUGGUAGACAUCAGAGAAUUCAUCCUGGAAGGAAACCUUUUGAAUGAAAUAAAUGUGGGGAAAACCGUCAGCCUGUAUCUCACCUUAGAGGGCAUCAGGGAAUUCAUAAUGGAGAGAAAGUUUUCGAAUGUAAUGAAUGGGGAAAUGCAUUCUGGAAGAAGCAAACCCUUAUUACCCAUUGGAGAACUCAUGUUGGAAUGAACCCUUUGGAUUGUUAUGAAUGUGGGAAAGCUUUCAAGGUAAAGGAUCACAAGAACAUUAUAUUGGAAAGAAACUUUCUAAAGAGAAGAAAUGUAGGAAAACCAUGAAUGACAAGCAGAAUUUUAUCAGAUAACUCCAAGGGGAAGGAAACUUUCGAUUUAUAGAUGUGAGAAAUCUUUUAGACCAAAAGAAUACCUUGCCAGCCAUCAGACAACUCAUGCAGAUACAAGAGGCUCUGAAUAUAUUAGAAUGUGAGGUAAUCUUUAGCCACCAAGGAAGGCUUAAUAAAUAUUUAAAAACUCAGGUUGCUAGUGAACCUUUUGAAUGUAAUCAGUGGUAAUCCUUCACUGAAAAGUCUUACUUUAAAAAAAAAGUCUGCCCUUAUUAGAUAUCCACAGAUGCCUAAAGGAGUAAAACACUAUGAAUGUGGCAAAACCUUUGAUUGAGAAGCAUGCCUUUAAUCAGAAUUCACUGUUGAGUGAAAUGACUGGAAAGAAUAAAAAAUGCAUCGUUAUUAAAUAGCAGAGAAUUCAUACUGGAGUGAAACCAUGUGAAUGUAAAGCCUUCACUCUGAUGCCAUCUAUCUGUGGGAGGAUGUGAGAAAGCUCUUGGCCCUAGGGGAAGGCAAAGAUAUCCCAUGAAUGCAGUGAAUAUGGGGAAAGCCUCAUACCAAAGCAAACUGCCCUGUGUACAAGGAACAUGGAAAAGAUUUCAGUGAUUCGUAGAACCAUAUUAGGUAUUAUAGAGAAGCCCCUUUACUGCAUGUGGGGAAACCAUUUUCUCCUGUUUAUGGCUUCUCCCCGGGAUACAUUAUGAACAUGGAAGAAAUUUUGAGAGCAAAUAUUAAAUGAGAUAUUGGCUUUGAGGGAGCCAAAAAGCACCUUCCUAGGCUGACUAUUUUUCUCACAUUUAAUCACAUCGACUCCCAGAAGCCCUAGCUCCAGCAGAGGAAUCAGCACUUUGUUCUAGCAGAAGCGAACAGUGCUAUCAAAGAUGAUGCGAGAUACUUUUAGUCAAAUGUUUUGGUGUCUGGUUGAGAGCCAUGCUUAUUUCUUAACUCAUGUUUUAUAGUUAGAAAAAGUGGAAAUGGCCCACCCCCCAACCAAAACACUUCUCAAAUGAAUUUCCCCCUUAUCUGGAUGGAGGACCUGGGUUCUCAGCUCAGAGAGAUUUUCACAGAUAUAAGGGGUGGUGUAUCAGAAUUAUGUUUAAAAAACUUUUAAAUAUGCAGGCAGUAUGUAGCAUAGCAGACCAAUGGAGGUUAAAUACUGGUCAAGUUUCAAUGAAUUAAGCAAUACACAGACAGUUUUUAUGUCAGUGGACUAUUCCAAGACCUUGACAUAAAGUGAUUUUUAUAUUAUAUAAAAAUAUAUUUUUAAAUUUAUAUAUAGAAAUAUAUAAUAUAAAUCCACCCACAGAUGUGGACGAAAGGGAGCCAUGUGCCCCUUGGAAGGGAAGGGGGCUUGCUCACAGUUCAAAAACAUUUGGGGGCCAGGAACAUAAAAGGAAGACCAAGAGGAGGAAUAUGCAGGACCUGGCUGGAAACAAGAGGGAGACUUAUCGGAGGGGAGGGGAGACAGACACACAGGGGCUAGCCAUAACACAUACAAGAGAAUGUGAGACAUGUAGGGGUUUGGGACAGACACCCUGCACCCAAGCUAGGUCCGAUGGAAGAUAACAUGGGUUGGAUUCUUGGGUGAGUGUGGAGAAUGGGACAGGUCCCCAAUCCCGUAUCUAUUCUGCUUUCACUUAAGAAGGGUUUUUAAAGUGAUUUUUUUUGUUUUUUGGUGGGGAGGAGUGGCAAAUGGACUAGCAAGAGCAAAGACAGCACAACAUCAUAUAAUAAACACUGGUAGGUUUUUUGGAAUGGGGAUUUCUUUCAGAAUUCUUAUGUAAAGUUGAAUUUAUGUAAUGUGAAUUUACAUAAAGGAAGAACUGACUGUACUAUAUACCAUAUACUUUAAAUAUUGGGCUAAUUGUGAAGUCUCAAAGCAGUCCCAAACAAUAUUUUGGGCCCUACAAAAAUUUCAAUACAUAGCAAGUCCCUGUUACCUAUAAAAAGAGGAAUCAAACUCUCUGGUGAGUAAAAGGACAAGAGUAAUGGAAAUUCAUGGAGAGGAAAAGAGGCAUGGAGAUUUAGCCAACCUGGCUCCAAGAAGAACUCAUAGUAGCUUUGAACCAAACAGUGCAUGCAGUGAUGAUCCCAACAAUGACUCCUCUGAUGGGGAGAUCAAUAUCGGUCAUGGCUCUAAAGUGACUUUGUUUUGGAGAGAAGGAUGGUGAGGCCCCGAGAUCUCCCUGGCUUACUCCAAGGCUCAGGUAAAAUCCCAUUUUUUAGAGUCCACCUUGCCUAGUGUUCCCAAGCUAUAAGUGCCUUCUUACCCCUUGAAAUCACCUCAUAUCAAUUCUGAGUUUUCAAAUGCUACUUGUCCCACUAGAAUUUGAAUCCUUGCCAGGUGGACACUCAUUAUGCUUUAGUUUGCAUCUCUAGCACUCAGCAUUAGUACCUAGAACAUAGCCAAUGGUAAAUAAAGACUUAUUUACAAGUAUAGAGGUAAGUUCAUCACCAAUUCACAAACUAAUGAUUUUUUCAUUUUGAUGAUGAAAAAAAUAGAUAACUCAGUCCUGAAGGACUGACUCCCUUCCCUUUUGAAGUAAAGAUGGCAGGAUUAUGGGGAGAGAGCCAAGGACUCCUGGAGUUCAUUUUGGCUGUUGUUCCAAAUGUGAGAUCCUCAUGCAGUUACCAGUGAGGAUAUAAAAUGGAACUACAUCAUGUCAACCUUGCCCCUCCCAAUAAACAAAAAUGAGAAGAGGGAAGUUACAGCUCAGAUUCUUGUAGGGUCAGGGAAUGGAAUGACAAAAUUAGUUUUACCAUGUACUCGAAGAUUAAAAUAAUUUAGGGACCAAUGGUUUUAGGGACUUCUCGUGGUGCAAUGUCACAUGAAUUUUCCUUUUAAUUUUGACAUCUUUUAUUUUUAAAUCCUUUCCCCACUACAUCCUUUCCCUCCAUCUAGAGAACUCCAAAGUAUUAGAUUUCAUAAAAAAUGAAGCCAUUUAUCUCUUCCUUCCCCCCACCCUGCCCCAACCCCGCCAAACUGGUCUCUCCAGUGUUCUAUGCCUGCCCUUAGUCCCUUAUCUCCAAAGAAGGGAAGAUACCUUUUUUGUAUCGUUUCUCUUAGGUCCAAGCUUAGUCAUUAUAAUUUUAAAGCUAUUUUGUUGCUAUCCUUUAAUAUUGCUUACAUUUCCAGGGGCAACUAGAUAGCACAAGUGGACAGUCCUGAAAUCAGGAGGACCUGAGUUCAAAUCUGUCCUCAGACACUUAACACUUACAUUAUGUGAUGCUAGGCAAGUCACUUAACCCCAAUUGCCUCACCAAAACAAACCAAAAAACCCCAUUGCUUCCUGUUGUAACUAGCUGUGCCCUUUCCAUGUUAAUUGUCCUUUAUAAUGAUUUUUUUAAAUCAACAAAACCAAUAUGGUGUAAAAAUUACAUAUAUGUCUAUAGC
Molecule: messenger RNA, 6368 nt
Organism: Antechinus flavipes (yellow-footed antechinus)
Lineage: Eukaryota; Metazoa; Chordata; Mammalia; Dasyuromorphia; Dasyuridae
Product: zinc finger protein 184-like
Exons: 8
Coding region: 1133-2098 (321 amino acids)
Biological process (GO): regulation of DNA-templated transcription
Source: RefSeq, a predicted model, not a curated record